AUGCAAUGCCAUGGUGCCCUGAAGAGGCCUCUCCGAUCCAUCAUCAAGUCCAUCGGCGUCAACAGCAAUCCACCCCCCUCUCCCAGACAUGGCCUCUCCCCCGACCUCGCACGCGACCACUCCCGCGGAACUCACAGCAGCCAAAGCACGCAUAGAGGAGAUCCGCGAGAUGGCCAUCAGUCGCGGCAACCUGAUGAACAAUGGCGCCUACCGCACUUCGAGCCAGGCUGGUUCCCUGGCCAAGGAAAUCAUGGGCUGGGUCGACGAGCUCUCCACACUAGCAAAACUCCAUCGCAGCGCCGACGACCUAUUCGAUCGCCUCGUCAUUUUCACACUGAUUUGGGGCAUGGACGAGAUGAAACGUCGGGCGCAGGGACGAAAAGAGGGGAGAGCGGAGAGGGCGACAAAGCGCGAGAAACACCGACGGAUGCCCAAGACCAAGGACUUGCUCAUAUCGAGCAUGACCGCGAUGGCAGCGAAGCGAUGACAGUGCGCCGUGUGGAAGGACCUGUAGCCCCGCUACAUCGCCCCGUAUACUCCAAUGGGAAAGCAUCUACGCCCUUUGAGGAUGUUGUUCGUGCGGCAGAGAAGAGGCCAAUCGAUGGAACAUACCGUGUCAAAAGUGGUGACGAGCUCAAGGUACGCUACUUUGACGCAUAUCGUUCCGGCCAGCAAGAUCGCCUACGGAAGAGCUUUCAUCGAUGGCAAAUACAAAAAGAGCGACACUUGCAUCCCAGCUCGGACGACUGGCGCAAGGUUCUGUACCUGCUUGAAGAUGCUACUCCCAGUGGCGAAGAGCACUUCAAGAAAACACUGGAGGCGGUCGAUCUGCCACUGAAUGCAUCUGUCAGAGUCAAGGGCAAUGUGGGCGCCGCAAUAUUGGACAUCAUGCAGCGAACAGGAAGUCAUAUGCAAAUCGGCACAGGUGCCUUGCAUGGCAAUGCAUCCCGUCGCAAUAAGGACUUUCUUUCCUCAAUAAGUCUUCUAGGCACAGCACAAGAAAACGCUGCUGCACUGAGAAUUCUUCCGCGGUACGUCGAGGUCGUUGACCCAAAAGGAGAUGGGCGAACCCGGAACCUUGGUGAUCUUUCUCUACGCUCGCCAGACAAGAGCUAUUGGGACGAACAAGACACUCUCUCCGAAGCCGAAAUUGAGCGACUUGAGAACGCGCUGGACCAGGUCACAGACUCAACAGAUCGGCUGACAAAACCUGCAAUGCCUGUCCGUGCUAUCUGGGUGGUAGAUCGCCUUAAAAGGGACUCCUCGAUUUCCCCUGAACGACUUCUUCAGCGCCCGGCGUCCUGGACGACUGCCAAGUUGACCCUUUACAUUGAACGUCUCACAGAGAAGCGGCCGAGAUUAGUGAUGCAGCGCUUGUCACACCACAAAAAAACCGCAAGUUCUCACGUGGGUCACAUUAACAUCGUCACUGAAGAGCUCAAAACUCUGCUCACCGACGAAGCAGCCAUCAAACAUCUAGCCGCCUCAACACUGGACCGAGCGCUCCAGUAUCUGACAAAGCAUAGCAAGUACCAUGUUUUCCGGAAGAUCUUCAAUUUCCUGGAACACAACGGCUACGAAUUUGUCGUGUCAAACUGGAAUGUCUUGUUGGCCGCCGCGGCUAGAGCAGGUGAUGUGUCCAACUUCAGCUACAUCCUCAAACUCAUGAUCGAUCGCAAAGUCCCACCAACGCCCGUGACCUGGGCAUUGUUUCACGAUCUCAUGUCUCGCCGCUUUCCUCUCGAGGCCGGGACUGUUGUGGAGAUAAUGAGGAGGAAAGGUCUUCUAAAUCACAACAAGGCUGCGUCGUUGAUCGCGGCGAACUCGGCAACCAAUGAUCUGACUGCACACCUGGCAAUGAAAGGCGACCUUGACUCGUUCUAUAGGCUCUACGAUAACAGAUUUGGCCUAUCAUAUGGGCAAUCCGGUUUCGAAUGGCUCAGCAUUAACGUCGUCAACCGCAUGUCUGGCGUCCUACUUGCUGCUGGAAAAGUCCACGACGCAUUCACUAUGCUUCAAGAAUAUCAGAAGAGAAGUCGUGCAAAGAAUCAGAUGGCUGCGCCGGAAACAUCGACUUUGAACAUUUUCCUGACAUCCGCUCUCCGCGCUCGAAACCCCGCCACGGCAAUUGCGAUACUGCAACGAUUUCGAGUAUCGCAGCCUGGAGCCAUCGCUCCCGACCACAUCACAUACUCGAUUCUUUUCAUAAUUGCUUGGCGACAGAAGCACUACAACAUGCUUAGGGUCGUUUGGCGAUACGCUUGCGCAGCGGGUCACGUUGGCUAUUCGAUGCAAACCAGGAUACAAUCCAGCAUGCUCUGGCAGCCACCGAAAGAUCUUCCACUGGAGGAGACUGGCGCCAUGAAACAAUUGUGGAUGACGUUCGCGGCCAAGUUCGCAGCCGGUUUGAACGGUCAGCAAUGCCUGCAAAGCAAAGGCCUGGCCGAUUCUGAAGAUAGAACAGCUGCAAGUCCAAACUUUUCGGACGUGGACUCGACCCUUGUGCGCCUCGCCUCGCAAACGUAUAUGGCACUAGACUCAUCGGAAUAUCACGAGUAUCAGAAAGAGGCCGAUGGCGUACUCCGAAGCGACCUCUCCCAGGUGCAAAAGGUGGCACCUGUCCUCCCGUUUGCAGAUGUUCUGGCAGAAGCAUUGAGGAAAGAUGUAGAGUGGUGGGAGAAAGGCAUCGGAGGCCCACGAGGCGUGCUCGCAGCAGGUGGAAUACGAGAGAUGUUCACAGAGAUGGUGCAGAAAGGCGUUCAAAUUCCAAUCAUGGAUGGCGAUUACACCAAGGAUGCAAGGCCGUGGGAGCUACCGUACAUUUUGAACGAUAGGAGGGUGAACGACCGAGCGUAG
Zasmidium cellare ATCC 36951 is the source of this 2856-nucleotide messenger RNA. RefSeq lists its product as uncharacterized. The coding region runs from base 1 to 2856 and encodes 951 amino acids. The transcript has a single exon. NCBI's taxonomy places the organism in Eukaryota, Fungi, Ascomycota, Dothideomycetes, Mycosphaerellales, Mycosphaerellaceae. The record is from RefSeq and is a predicted model, not a curated record. Gene Ontology annotation, molecular function: protein binding.